Triplophysa dalaica is the source of this 465-nucleotide messenger RNA. Its product is annotated as glycoprotein hormone beta-5-like. Bases 1 to 465 code for a protein of 154 amino acids. Gene Ontology annotation, cellular component: cytoplasm; extracellular region. NCBI's taxonomy places the organism in Eukaryota, Metazoa, Chordata, Actinopteri, Cypriniformes, Nemacheilidae. The transcript has 3 exons. The record is from RefSeq and is a predicted model, not a curated record. Gene Ontology annotation, molecular function: hormone activity. Gene Ontology annotation, biological process: G protein-coupled receptor signaling pathway; regulation of thyroid hormone receptor signaling pathway.
AUGUCCAGUGGACGUGAGCCAGAUUCACGGGACGAGUCCCCAGAUGUCCUCUCUGAUGUCAUGGUUCCCACAGAGACACGUCAGCUGAACCUGUGCUGUGUGACUCCGGCUGUUUGGCUGUGUUUUGGGGGUGAUAUUGAAGCCUCUGUGCUCAACCUGAAGCGUUUCGUUGGCUGUGCCGUGCGAGAAUUCACAUUUCUGGCCCGUAAACCAGGCUGCGGCGGGAUGCACAUCACCACUGAUGCCUGCUGGGGGCGCUGCGAGACCUGGGAAAAGCCCAUUCUAGACCCGCCCUUCAUCGAGUCAUAUCAGCGUGUGUGCACCUAUAAUGAGACCCGAUUAGUGACGGUACAGCUGCCGAACUGCUCGGUCCAGGUGGACCCGUCCUACACCUAUCCAGUGGCCAUCCGGUGUGACUGCGGGGUCUGUCUCACCAGCACCACUGAAUGCAUCACUUCUGUCUAA